This is a messenger RNA of Phaeoacremonium minimum UCRPA7, 1020 nucleotides long. RefSeq lists its product as hypothetical. Bases 1 to 1020 code for a protein of 339 amino acids. The transcript has 3 exons. Lineage: Eukaryota; Fungi; Ascomycota; Sordariomycetes; Togniniales; Togniniaceae. The record is from RefSeq and is a predicted model, not a curated record. Gene Ontology annotation, cellular component: mitochondrion.
AUGCGUGCAACAGCGGAAUCUCUCCACGACGCCCGCCCUGAGGACCCGUACAAGGCGACUCCAGAGGAAGAAACUCAGGUUGAGGCGCGCGUGGAGGAGCAGACACCCGAGGGUUGGGAGGAGGAGUUCGCCGUCCCAGAGAUCCAGACCAAUCUGAAGCUGCCCUCGAGCGUCACUGUCGCUCCGACGAAGGAGCAGCUCGACAGCUCGCCCUAUGUGCCAGCCGAGAACAUAGAAGGACUAGAGUGGGUUGGCGGGCUGGAGAACUGGUGGGAGGACGAGAGUCAUUGGAGCCCGAGCAGCGAUUUUGUCGGGUUUGGACCCAAGGAGAAGGUGCGAGAUGCAAGCUUGCUCGAGGUUCUUGCGCGACGAGCAGUUGUGGAGGCUCUAGCAUGGCGGGAGGCCGGAUCCGAGUCUCUCGCGGCACUUUGGGAGCGGGGCGGCAGGGAAGAACUGCUCCGAGCUCUGGCUCUGGGCGUUGAGGUUGCUGAAAAUGGAGCUGCGACCUUGAAGGGCGAUACCAGCAAAGUCGUCGAAGAUUUAAGGUGGAGGCCGGUAGAGGAGGAGGCAUCAGGUGCCUCGCAACCAACCGCACCGGGCGAGUUCAGCGCCGAGGAAGCGAGAGAAUACUUACAGUCGUGGGAUAAGAGCUGGAAGAAUGUUUCUCUACAGGAUCCUCGACUGAAGUUCGCUAUUUCAAAACGUAUUCUUCAGCUUACAGGUCAUGUCAUCCCUGACGGGAAGCUCCAUUCGAUACAAAACGUACAACAACUCCUCAACAUACUCGUUAAGCCGCCGCAGCCUACGAAGGUGGCCGAGGCUAUCGAGACAAGCGGCGAUCUGCUCAGCCUCCCCAAUGUCCAAGUUUACUCAAGACGGGUCACUCCCGUGGACAAGCAUAAGAUGGUGGGACGCUGGAAGGUCAUUGUUCAGGAGCUGGAGAAGCGUGGCCUGCCAGUGACUGGCACCGGCAAGUACGACAAGGCGCGGGAGAGGGAGUAUCUGCGUGGCAAGGCAUAA